AUGAAGUUGCUGUUGAAACAGCAGUCUAGGGCAGACCGCGGCAGCAUGUAUAACAUCAAAGACAGAUUCGGCUUCAGGAAUGUUUCUACUAAUUUGAUGAAAACCUUUAACAGUACGACACAUUUCCUGAGAGUGGUCACAGAAGCAUUUGUAUGUCUUUUGGGAAAUGAGCGACUAAAAUGCAGGACCAGUGAAAAAGGCGAGGACUUACUGGAGGCCGUGGCUACAGAAAUCGUUGAAUUGGUCUAUAAGCAGAUACCGACUCAUCAGAUGGCUGAGAUAGAACAAUUAUGGCAAGAGGACCCAGAGCAACAGGAGGGGAUUUUUCCCUACUGCUUCUGUCAAGAAGAGAAAGAAGAGAACAUGGUUGAAUGUUCGGGGGGGAAAACCUGCCCCAACGGACAAUGGUUCCAUCUGUCCUGUGGCCACAUCCCGACAGCCAAAUACAGGGAAAUCACUGAAGAAGACUGGUGGUGUGGCAGCCCCCAAUGCCGGACCAAGUCCAUUUUUUGCUGUGGCCGCAACCUAGAGUUAGACGACCAGGAUUUAGACUGGAUUAUGUGCGAUAAUCCUAAAUGCAGCACUCACUGGUUCCACCUGAAAUGCACCCGUCUUAAGAAAAUACCCAAAGGAGAUUGGUUUUGCACCAGUCGAUGCAGAAAGGAAGCGAAGAAUGUUGCCAAGGACAGCAUAGAUCAUGUGAGGGAAUACUCCCUCGCUGUAAUCUUCCUUGGCCUUCUCGACGAGGCCCGGCGGUUCGUUGUGAGGCACGGCGAUGGCCAAAACAUCCUUCGCUUCUGGCGCCUGGACAUGUCUCGAUUCAGGAUGGGGAAUCACUACAAUUACGUGAUCCUCGGUCAUAGGUUGCUGGCAGGUGUGAACGGAUAUUAUGACGGACGUGUGGCUUUUGAUGCGGUCAACAACCGGACAGUGAACACCACCGGGAAGCCCGCAGCCAACCACGAAAUUGACCUAGAGAACGAAUUCUGCAACAAACAAGUGGCAGAUGGUCUGAAGGAGCGCGGUGUAGUAUCAGAGACGAAUGCUGAAAAAAUCAGCCGGCUUUGCGGCUCUACCCGCAAGGAAAUAUUCCUCCUAUACGAAGAAAAGUACUGUGAGAGUUACGCCAGCCAAGGUGGUGCCGCACGGCACGAUGUUACGGAAAUCGUAUCGGAUCUAAUGCUUGAAUACCAACAGGAUAAGCUGUUUAAUGAAAUCCCUGGCCGAUUCCAUCAUGGAUUUGAGGAGUUUGUCCAUCAAGAUCUGAUCAUCCAAUCCGUUCCGCGCUAUGUUGCGAAGCUAAAAUCACUGAGUCUCAAAAUUGACCGCGAGAAAGCUGUCCGUCAAUAG
This is a messenger RNA of Lineus longissimus, 1350 nucleotides long. RefSeq lists its product as uncharacterized. The coding region runs from base 1 to 1350 and encodes 449 amino acids. The record is from RefSeq and is a predicted model, not a curated record. The transcript has 6 exons. NCBI's taxonomy places the organism in Eukaryota, Metazoa, Nemertea, Pilidiophora, Heteronemertea, Lineidae.